This is a messenger RNA of Hordeum vulgare subsp. vulgare (domesticated barley), 2087 nucleotides long. RefSeq names its product protein ABC transporter 1, mitochondrial. NCBI's taxonomy places the organism in Eukaryota, Viridiplantae, Streptophyta, Magnoliopsida, Poales, Poaceae. The coding region runs from base 67 to 1926 and encodes 619 amino acids. Gene Ontology annotation, biological process: ubiquinone biosynthetic process. The transcript is spliced from 8 exons. Gene Ontology annotation, molecular function: kinase activity. The record is from RefSeq and is a predicted model, not a curated record.
GUCCGCCCGAGGCUCCUCUUCUUGGUCCCGAAGCCAUCCACGCGGACCGUCCCUCCUUCGCUCGCCAUGGCGUCCAGAGAUCUCCGGCGGCUGCUCGACGGCGCAGCCCUCGUCGCCCGCGAGGCCGCCAGGCGCUCCGCCGGGCCCGACGUCCUCAGGUCCGCCCUCCUCGCCGCCACCGACCUCGCCGGCCUCACCAGGGGCACCCCUCGCCGCCCGCAGCCCGUUCCCCUUCCUCCUGAAUCCCACCCCGAGGGGGCAGGCUCGUCUCGCCCCUCCUCGUCCUCCGUCGUGUACUUCUCCCACGACGACGCGCCGCCGCUCGAGCCCUCAUUGGAGCAGCAACCCCCGCCGCAAGAAUCCCUCCACCCCGCCCAGCCGCGGGAGACCACCGGCACCCAUUCAACCGCCGCAGCCGCAGCUGUGGCUGAACCCGAAGCCGUGGCGGUAGCUAGACCCAAAGACGAGGCGGUUCGCCCUGAGGUCUCACCGCCAUCAACGCCCUCGCCCACACCCUCGCCCUCGCCUGUGCCUGCGCCUGCGCUGGUGGAGAAGAGGCGCCGGCCAAGGGAGCGGAAUGUUCCCUCCACACCGUUCACCCGAGCCCUCGGAUUUGCAGGUCUGGGUGCCGGGCUCGCAUGGGGAGGUCUACAGGAAUCAGCCCGGCGGGUGAUGUAUGGUACACCUGUUGGGGAUGGUAAGCAGUCAGCACUCUCGCCGUUCUUGUCUGACCAGAAUGCUGAGCGUGUUGCCCUUGCGCUGUGCCGGAUGCGGGGAGCGGCGCUCAAGGUGGGACAGCUGCUGAGCAUCCAGGACGAAUCGCUCGUGCCCCCACCGGUGUUGGCAGCUCUUGAUAUCGUUCGUCAAGGUGCCGAUGUUAUGCCGAGGAAGCAGCUGAAUUCUGUUCUUGAUGCCGAGCUUGGUCAAGGCUGGUCCUCUAGGCUGAGGAGUUUCGACUAUGAACCUUUGGCUGCAGCGAGUAUCGGACAGGUCCAUCGGGCGGUCUUGAAGGAUGGUUCGGAAGUUGUGAUGAAAAUACAGUAUCCUGGAGUUGCUGACAGUAUAGAGAGUGAUAUCGAGAAUGUUAGGCGACUCCUGACUUACACAAAUCUCAUCCCUAAAGGUCUUUUCCUUGAUAGAGCUAUAAAGGUUGCAAAGCAAGAACUGGCAAGGGAAUGUGAUUAUUUCUUAGAAGCAAGCAACCAGAAGCGGUACAAAGAGUUGCUCUCUGAUAGUGAGGGCUAUUACGUCCCUGAGGUCACUGAUGAAUUGUCGAGCAAAAAGGUGUUGACAUCAGAGUUUGUUCCAGGAGUUCCUAUCGAUAAGGUGGCAGUACUAAGCCAGGAAACCCGCAAUUAUGUUGGAUGUAAACUUCUCGAGCUUACGAUAAAGGAGUUAUUUGUCUUCAGAUUUAUGCAGACUGAUCCAAAUUGGAGUAAUUUCCUUUAUGAUGAUUCAGAAAGGCAAUUUAAUCUUAUUGACUUUGGGGCAGCCCGUGAAUUCCCUAAAAAGUUCGUAGACGAUUACUUACGUAUGGUAGUUGCCUGUGCAAAUAGAGACAGAGCCGGUGUGUUAGAGAUGUCCCGCAGACUGGGAUUUCUAACAGGUGAGGAACCAGAGGUCAUGCUCGAUGCUCAUGUCGAGGCAGCCUUCAUCGUCGGGGUGCCAUUCGCAACACCUGGUGGUCAUGAUUUCCGUGCAAACAACAUCACACACAGUGUUUCAAACCUUGGGGCUACCAUGUUGAAAUACAGGCUGACUCCGCCUCCGGAUGAAGUUUACAGCCUCCAUAGAAAGCUGUCAGGGGCGUUCCUAGCCUGCAUCAAGAUUGGCGCAGUUGUCCCCUGCAGAGAGAUGUUGUUCAAGGUUUACGAGCAAUAUGAUUUCAGUUAUGAUCACUCGGAAGUGUUGUCCAACACUGGAUAAAACACACAAAAGUGCGCCUUUACCCUCUUGUCCUGAAAUCGUCAAAUAGUUACAGUCUGAUUGCAGCUCAUUUUUUGGAGAGCUUCGUAAUCGGCUUCUCCCGAGCUAAUAAUGUGACAAAUUAUAUUCUUCAUGUCAUGGAAAUCGACGUGAUUUUGUUU